Messenger RNA from Gloeophyllum trabeum ATCC 11539, 1965 nucleotides. Its product is annotated as FAD-binding domain-containing protein. Bases 1 to 1773 code for a protein of 590 amino acids. Gene Ontology annotation, molecular function: FAD binding; oxidoreductase activity. Lineage: Eukaryota; Fungi; Basidiomycota; Agaricomycetes; Gloeophyllales; Gloeophyllaceae. The record is from RefSeq and is a predicted model, not a curated record. The transcript has 6 exons.
AUGCUGGGGUCAUUCCUUACUACUCUCGCUCUCGCGUCCCUCGUUUCUUCCCGCACGACAUGCAAGUGCACGUACGAUCAGCCAUGCUUCCCAUCAAAACAGCAGUGGGACUCCUUCAGCAAGCAGCUCAGCCAGCCGGUUAUCCAAGACCAGCUGCCUCUGGACGCCGUAUGCUUCCCCAACUCACCGGCGUACAAUGAAGCCAGAUGUGCGGAGGUCACAGCGCACGUCGUCGAUCCUCCCUUCCUCACUUCCCAGCCUAAUUGUCUGGGCUUCGUCAACCUGGAAGCCCUGGUAGUGAAUGGGAGCGUUCAGUACUGUCCUCGGCCGUAUUAUCCUGGCGAAACGACUUGUGAUCAGGGUCGUAUCCCCAAAUAUGUCGUCAAUGCGACCACUACUCAGGACAUCAAGAAGACCCUGCAGUUCGCUACCCAACACAAUCUCCGGUUGGUUAUCCGGAACACAGGGCACGAACUCUUAGGUCGCUCUGGAGGUUCUCAGGCGCUGGAGCUCUCCCUGCACAACUUCAAGAGCAUUGAAUUCAAAGACAGCUUUGUACCCGAAGGCGCUCCAAGGGGCACGCAAGGCCAGGGAGCCGUAACUAUUGGUUCAUCCGUGCAAUGGUUUGAAGUCUACGCCGCUGCAAACGCGCGAAACGUGUUCGUGCCCGGUGGUUUCAGUCCCGACGGUACUGUCGGUGCCGCCGCGGGCUGGGUUCUUGGCGGUGGACACAGUGUCUUGUCUCCUUUCUACGGCCUCGGUGUCGACAACGUGCUACAAUUCACCGCGAUCACCCCCACCGGCCAAUCCGUCACGCUGAACAAGUACAAGAACCCUGACUUGUUCUGGGCUUUCCGCGGCGGCGGAGGACCUAGCUUCGGGAUAGUCACUUCCACAACCUACAAGACACAUCCCAACCCUCCGAUCACCGCCGUCUUCUACGUCGCCACGGCCGCCACCAAGGACGCGUACACCACGCUGCUGACGACAUGGAUGUCGAUGCACAACCAGAUCGCCGAUGCCGGCUGGUCUGGUGUCUGGCCGUUCCUCGCCAACACCUUCUACCUGACUUUCUUCAGCCCGGGCGACCCUCCGACCAACCCUGCUGCCAACGCCACCAUGGAGGCCUUCUUCGCUGCGUCCAGAAACAUCUCCGGAGUGAACGUCACCCUCGCCAUGACCAAGGUGUACCCCAACUUCCAGCAAUGGAACCUUGACAACCUCGUCAACUCGCAGAACGGUUACGGGUUCAACUGGACAGCUGGGAGCGCGAACACUACGGCGACCUCAUCUUGGCUCAUGCCGCGCAACCUUACUUCCCCAGAGAACGCGAAGCUCCUGGGUGGAAUCUUCGCCAACUUAAGCGUUGCUGUCCCCUACAUGGUUGCAGGUGGCGAGGUCGCGAAGGUAGACCCCGAUGAGACGGCGGUUACACCUGCUUGGCGCACGGCUGUUUCUGACAUGACCGUUCUGCCCGGGUUCGUCACCGGCGGUGAGGACGCCUUGACUGUCGAUGCCCUCAACAAGAUGUACCAGAGCGCCUACGAUCAGAUCCAGCCUCUGCGUGAAUUGGCGCCUCCUCCAUUGGGUGGACAGUAUCUGAACGAGCCUGAUAUGCUCGAGCAGAACUGGCAGGCAGCUUACUGGGGUGAUGCGCACUACGCACGUCUUCUCAAGAUCAAGAAGCAGGUUGACCCGCAUGAUCUGCUCCUGGUGAAGAAGGGUGUCAACUCUGAAGGGUGGGAUGAUGAGCUUCUCUGCAAGACCACAUAACUAUAACGUAACUUAUUCAUUUCACUCUCGGGGUACAGAAUGCGGGCAAACAAUCUAUUUAUUACUUCAAUCUGCGGACAGUCCGAUACUACGUAGGGUACGUCGAGCUUGUGCUUGUAAUUUCUAUAGUACGCUUGUGUAUACGAGCAUCCUCUCGUUACGUGUCUCGUCAUGCAACUCAAAGAGUUCCAC